Nanorana parkeri is the source of this 2294-nucleotide messenger RNA. Its product is annotated as E3 ubiquitin-protein ligase UHRF1-like. The record is from RefSeq and is a predicted model, not a curated record. The transcript has a single exon. The coding region runs from base 16 to 2274 and encodes 752 amino acids. Gene Ontology annotation, molecular function: ubiquitin protein ligase activity; protein binding. NCBI's taxonomy places the organism in Eukaryota, Metazoa, Chordata, Amphibia, Anura, Dicroglossidae. Gene Ontology annotation, biological process: negative regulation of gene expression via chromosomal CpG island methylation.
CUCCCUUCAGCCAUCAUGUGGAUCCAGGUGCGCACCAUGGACGGCCGGCAGACCGAGCGGCUCGACAACCUUUCCAAGCUGACCAAGGUUGAGGAGCUGCGGCAGCGGAUCCAGGAGGUGUUCGGGGUGGAGCUGGAGCGGCAGCGGCUCUUCUACCGGGGUAAGCAGAUGGAGGACGGCCACACGCUGUUCGACUACAGUGUCAACCUGAAUGACAUCGUGCAGCUGAUGGUGCGGCAGGUCCCGGUGUGUGUGUCCCCGGUCACCGAGGAGAAGGACGAAGUACCGGAGGAGCAAGAGGAGGAGGCCAAGAUGACCGAGAUAGAGCCGGAGGAAGAGCAGGAGCUCCCCUCCACCGAGCUCGCCCUGUACAAGGCCGACCAGCUGGUGGACGCCCGGGACCUGAACAUGGGAGCCUGGUUCGAGGCCCAGGUGGUGAAGGUGACCCGGAAACCCGCUUCUGAGGACUUCCUCUACCACAUCCGGUAUGAGGACUACCCUGAGGAAGGGGUGGUGCAGCUGACUGAGAAGGAUGUAAGACCCCGGGCCAGGACCACCCUAAACUGGGACCAGCUGGCGGUGGGACAAGUGGUCAUGGUCAACUACAACCCGGAUGAGCCCGGUGCGAGGGGCUACUGGUAUGACGGAGAGAUUGUCCGUAAGUCUCCGAAAAAGGAAGUCUACGCCAACAUCUCUCUGGGGGGCGCCAAGGAUGCCAUAGACUGCAAAAUUAUAUUUGCGGAUGAGAUUUUUAAGAUUGAAGAGCCCCGGGCUACGCCGCCGGUGUCAGAGUCCCCCCAGAACAAGCAAGGCGGUCCCCAGUGCCGGUACUGCAGGGACGACCCCAAAACGAAGUGUCGCAUGUGCGCCUGUCACGUGUGCGGUGGUAAACAGGACCCUGCCAAGCAGCUGUUGUGUGAUGAGUGCGACAUGGCUUUCCACAUGUACUGCCUGCAUCCCCCGCUGACAGCCCUGCCGCUAGACGACGACUGGUACUGCCCCGAUUGCAGGAACGACACCAGCGAGGUGGUGCUGGCGGGGGAGAAGCUGAAGGAGAGCAAAAGGAAAGCCAGGAUGGCGUCCGCUAGCUCAUCGUCUCAAAGGGACUGGGGCAAAGGCAUGGCAUGCGUGGGUCGUUCCAGGCAGUGCACGAUUGUCCAGUCCAAUCACUAUGGCCCAAUCCCUGGAGUACCGGUCGGCACCAUGUGGAAGUUCCGAGUUCAGGUUAGCGAGUCUGGCGUGCACAGGCCGCACGUGGCUGGUAUUCAUGGGAGAAGCAAUGACGGCUCCUAUUCGCUGGUGUUGGCAGGAGGUUACGAAGAUGACGCUGAUGACGGCCAUGAGUUUACUUACACCGGCAGUGGAGGCCGUGACCUCUCCGGUAACAAACGCACCGCUGAGCAGUCAUGUGACCAGAAACUUACCAACAUGAACAGGGCUCUAGCCAUGAACUGCAACGCACGCAUCAACGACAAGGAGGGGGCUGAAGCCAAGGAGUGGCAGGCGGGUAAGCCUGUGCGUGUUGUGCGCAACGCGAAAGGGAGAAAGCACAGCAGCUACGCUCCAGAAGAUGGCAACAGGUAUGACGGCAUUUACAAAGUGGUCAAGUACUGGCCCGAAAAAGGAAAAUCUGGGUUCCUCGUGUGGCGGUAUCUGCUCAGGAGAGACGACAAGGAACCUGCCCCAUGGACCAAGGAGGGCAAGGAGCAGAUAAAGAGACUAGGCCUCACCAUGCAGUAUCCUGAGGGUUACCUAGAAUCUGUUGCCAACAAAGAAAAAGAAAAUAUUGGUGAUGAUGACGACGAUGAAGAUGACGAUUUGGAGCCUCCCACCAAAGGCAAGCGGAAGAGGAAGUUGAAGGCUGAUAGUGAUGAGGAGGAGGAGAAUGAUGAGGAUUCUGAGGCAACGUCCAAGAAAACCAAAGUGGAAAAGUACAAGCUCACUUCAGAACAAAAAGCCCUGAUUGAAAAAGAUGAGUCAAAUGCCAAACUAUGGAAUGAAGUGAUGACAUUUCUUAAAGAUGGUCCAAAAUUUAUCAACAAGGUGGAAGAGACCUUCCUGUGCAUCUGCUGCCAAGAAGUGGUGUACGAGCCGGUCACCACCGAGUGCCUGCACAACAUCUGCAAGACCUGCCUGGAUCGUUCCUUUAAAGCCUCUGUGUACUGCUGUCCUGCUUGUAGACACGACCUCGGGAAAAACUACAAUAUUCAAGUGAACAAGCCAUUGCAAGCUCUUCUCCUACAGCUAUUCCCUGGUUAUGAGCGAGGCCGGUAAUUCAAGUGAGAUCCCUUAGG